Molecule: messenger RNA, 761 nt
Organism: Darwinula stevensoni
Lineage: Eukaryota; Metazoa; Arthropoda; Ostracoda; Podocopida; Darwinulidae
Source: the annotation of a GenBank genome assembly
CUGGAAAACCUGGAAGACACAGCCAGAAGAGCGACGAAGGGAAGAGCGCCAUGAAGCGAUCCGUUGUGCUGCUGGUGCUGAGCCUGGCGAUGAGCUGGGCUGAACGGCAGGUUGCGACCAUCUACGAUCUGGUCAACCUGAGUGAAAAUGGAACUUGGAAUGAACGGGUCUCGUAUUGCCCGGACUUUCGGGAUUGCGACCCCCUCAUCGGAGACGACAUGAUCUCCAGCGCUUGCGUUCAAGGCGUCGACUAUUACUACAACCACGAGAACAAUGGAACAGUGGAAUGGGGAUUUGGUGAUGGCGAAUGCUGGAACCUCCAGUACGUCAACGACCAAGUCUCAUCCCUCAGGUAUGUGGGGGACGCGAUUAACUGGAAGGAGAACACGAUGAAUCUGUAUCAAUUCGAUUAUUUCUCCGGCUUGGAAUACUUUGCAUUCGGAGAGACACCCGAAUUGCCAGGGUAUAUGACAAGCGUGGAUUCCCUCAUCAUCACGGGUGAUAUCAUCUGGUCCGUCUUCUCGGGUGAAAACUUCACCGGUGAGCUAACCUGCUUCGCGAUCCACGAAGGAUACUACGUGGGCUUCGCCGCGGACCUCUCGCUUUUCGGGAUCCAAACGAUCAAGUCCUUCCGGCCGGGCUGCGUCGGAGCGAGGACGAUCCUUCUCGACUAGGAGCGCCACGGCGUGGGAGUCAAUGCCAGGAAUUGAUUGUUUCGACUUUCGCUCAUCGGGAAUGGAAAUAAAGGAGAUUGAUACGUC